UGAACUUGUUCAUAUUGUUUUAUUGCCACCACCUUCCACAUUAUCCCUUACAACAUAAUAUUACUAAUCAUAUACCAACUUUCCAUAUUUUAUGAAAUAAAAUUACUCCCCAUACCCUUUUUAUAUAGGUUACCAUACCUAAAGGUUAGGUCCGAAGCAGACAAAAAUUCUCCCCACCGAAACGGCAUCCAUUGUUAUCUAGGUUAGUAGGUUACUAUACCUAAAAGUUUGGUCCAAAGCAAAAAAAAAACAAAAACAAAACACAUACGGUUAGAUAAGAAGCCUCUAGAUGAAUGGAGGUAAAGGGCUAUGCAACAAAUCACAAUAAGCAACCAACGGCCAAAACUAUCCUCUCAUCUUCCUCCUCCUUGUCUCCUCAAGACCUCAAGGCUCAACCCGACCCUCGAGCCUCAUCAUCCAACCCAGAAAGCCGGAGACUCCACCAUAUUUGGACCAUCCGAUUUGAUCCGAACCUCCAGCCUCAUCGUCCAACCCGGAUAGCCAGAGACUCCACCAUAUUUGGAUCAUCCGACCUGAACCUCCAGCCUCAUCAUCCAACCCGGAAAGCCGGAGAGUCCGCCAUAUAUGGACCAUCCGAUCCGAGAAUGGGACCAAUAAUGGGCGGGUUUUCACUCUCUUCAGCAUGCCCAUUAGGCCAUUACCCACCUCUUCUCUGAUCUCUAACCACUCAAAGCCUCCCUGCAUGCAUAGGAUCCCGAGUUUGGUUCUCAAUUCAGAUUCAUUCAUUAUGAGUCGGUUUUAGUAAAAUUAUCAAAAAAUAUGUGAUUGGAGACUGAAUUUUAUAACCAAAACUAUUUUCUCAUAUAUCCACGUAUUAAACAUGCUAGGUUCCAAGUGUCAUUUCAAAUCUUUUUAGCAAACUACAUUAAUCUCGUACAUUUGAGUCCCCCCACCCUUCCAAAUUAAACACAUAGAUAUGAGUCUAUGAGAUCGAUAUCAAACUCACUACCCACAUAAACAUAAUAACAUAAACAUAUACACGUUGAUGUUGAUGAUGAUAUUGAUAUUGAUAUUAUCAUGAUGAGUUUUCACCGCUUUCACGAGUCAUGGACCGACAAACUCAACAAGCUAAUCACCGAACUAGCUAGUACACCAACUCCACGCCCUACAUCCUCCUCUGACCACCAACACAUCCGCCACCUCGUCGACAAAGUAGUAACCCACUAUGCUCAAUACUAUGAGAAGAAAGCCGCCACGGCGUGAACCGAUGUCCUCUCAUUAUUUGCCGCUCCAUGGGCUUCUGCCCUCGAGCGGUCUCUAAAUUGGGUGGCGGGCUUUCGGCCCACCACCCUCUUUCACCUCAUCUACACCGAAUCCAGCAUUCGGUUCGAGUCUCAUGUGGCGGAUAUCCUACGGGGGUGCCGCACGGGGGACCUAGGGGAGCUCACGCCGGGCCAGCUGGCCCGGGUGAGUGAGCUCCAGUGCUUGACUGUCCAGGAUGAGAACCAGAUUGGGGAUGAGCUAGGGACGUGGCAGGAGGAGGUGGCCCGGUCCGAGCCCGAGUGGUCCGGGCUUUGUGGGAACGGGCCGGACGGGCUGAACCGUUUGCUUGCGAAGCUUGGGACGGUGGUAGCGAAGGCGGAUGAUCUGAGGAUGAAGACGAUACGACAAGUGGUGGAGCUGUUGACGCCGCAGCAGGCGGCCGAGUUCUUGAUCGCGGCCGCCGAGCUGCAGUUGGGGAUUCGAAGGUGGGGUUUGCAUCUGCAGGAUCGUACACGCAGUGACGAGACGGAGGAGACCAGAUAACUUGGCAGAUAGCCUGCCGGUGGUUAUAACUUAUGUAUGGGUUGCAUACUUGCACUUGCAUGCAUGGCUUGCUUUUUAUUUUUUAAGUUAGUUAUAUUUGUUUUUUUUUUUUUUUUUGAGGGGGAAAAUUGAGUAAAAGUAGUAUUACAAAUCAAGUUUUUAUAGGGGUUGCUAAAUGCAACUUUCAUUUACCAUGUACAACCCAUCUAAAUUCCAAAAUUACCCUUAUUCACUCACAACUCAUUUCUCCCUCUUCCUCUCCUCUCUCAUCACCCUCUUCCUCUUCGAAGAUUUAUGGUUCACGAAAUUUCACAAAUUCGUCCACCAUAAUAACCCAAAUUCGUUUCCAAGCUCUUCAAUCUUUUCGAAAAUGUUGGAAAAUUGAUAAAUGACUAGAUCUUAUAUACAUUUCGGGUUCAAUAUCAAGCGAAUAAGUUUUUUGAAUUUCGUCCAACUUUCUUUCAGAAUUUCGAAGGGAAUACUGGUAUUUCGUGCAAGGUGCACGAAACGGAUCCAAUUGUUUCGUGCAGAGUGCACGAAACAGAAUCAUCUGUUUCGUGUAAUCCACACGAAACAGAAUCAAUUGUUUCGUGUAAUCUACACGAAACGGAAUCAUCUGUUUCGUGUAGUCUACACGAAACAGACAUUACGAAAAAAAAAUUUACUACUUGAAUCUGCGAAAAAAAAUUUACAACCUGCAUCAUAAUUACGAAAAAAAAUCACAACUUACAUCAGAUUGAAAUUCGAUUGGUCAAAAUUAUGGUCCAUUGAAUAUCAAAUUAAAAUAUGUAGAUCUUCGAUGAAGUUUUUUAUAUCUAACAGUUAGAGAGGAGGAGAGAAUAUUUUUAGAGAGAAAAAGGGUUUUUUUAGAAAGAAUAUGAUAAUAAGGGUUUUUUGGGUUUUUUUUAAGGCUGCGUUAGGAAAGUGAGGCUGCGUUUAGCAACCAUGUUUUUAUAUUAUCAAGGAAAUUGAACCGAGGCAACUCCUUUCUGUGAGGGAUUGACUUUAA
This is a messenger RNA of Beta vulgaris subsp. vulgaris (sugar beet), 2776 nucleotides long. RefSeq names its product protein DOG1-like 4. The transcript has a single exon. Gene Ontology annotation, molecular function: sequence-specific DNA binding. Lineage: Eukaryota; Viridiplantae; Streptophyta; Magnoliopsida; Caryophyllales; Amaranthaceae. Gene Ontology annotation, biological process: DNA-templated transcription. The record is from RefSeq and is a predicted model, not a curated record.